GUUCAAGAUCUUCGGUUUGACUCAUCCUGAGAGGAAACCACAGAAAGAGGAGGAGGAGGAGAAGGAGGAAAAGAAGAAGAAGAAGUUUGUAGGAACAGAACAAAGUUUGGAUCCUUUCUGUGGGACUUUAUUUCAUUUAUUUAUUUGGGGUUUUUUUAAGUUCACCCCAAAAACUGAAUCAAACGGUUGGACAGACAGGAGGACAGGAGGACACACAGUCCUGUUUGAGUCUUUUCUCUGAGGACAAAACAGGAGGAGAGUCUGUCUGUGUGAGUCUGUCUGUGUUUUCUCGGCCUGUCUGUGAGUCUGUGUGUCUGUCUGUGACUCGGGGUUCGGAGGAUGGCAGCGGGGUGUGUCGCCGCCCACAGCCGGCCUCGCGUCUCCUCCGCCGGGUUAGCGAGGCUCUGAUGUCCCGCCGCUGCUGCUGCUCUGGAGGUUAUCAGGACGGGGAGUGGACCCGGGUCCGGAUGAGGUUUAUUGACCAACAGGUCCAGACCGGAGCUGAAUAAAGAGGGUUCAGGAUGCCCUCUGAGCUGGCUGUAGGUGUGGUCUUCAGGGUUCUUUUGCCCUUCACUUUGACUGCAGGUAAGACGACCCUCAUAAUUACCACAGUGACUGAAGUACCACACAGAAUACAGUACUAAUAUCACACUGAAUAACAUACAAAUACUUCAGAGAUACGUGAAAGAUUAAAGUACCGCUUACAAGUAAAGUAGGUCUACUGAUACCACACCCAAUAAAAGUACAACCACCUCACAGACUGGAGUACAAGUAUCACAGUGAUAAGAGUACCGUUACCACGCUGUGGCAAGUACUACUACAAACCAAAGUAAUGUCAGUAAAGUAGUGCAAUAAUACCACUCAAACUAAAGUAUUAAUAACACAUUUUUUAUUGUUUGAUUAUCACAGAAAACAAAGUACAUAUACUGCACUGAUUAAACUGUACUGAUUUAGGUUCUGUUACGCAGAGUAAACUACAAAUGCCACAAAGAUUAAGGUAAUUAUACCAGGCACCAUUAAGUACCAAAAAGAUGAUGAAGUAUUUGUACCACUACUGACCAGAAUAAAAUACGUGUAUUUAAGUAUCAUUAACAUAAAGUCUCAACGACAAAUACAACUCAGUUAAAUCACUAAUUCUACACAGGAUAAAACACAGAUUGUUGUAUUCAAAAUACACAGAUUAAAGUACGCAUACAAGAUAUAUUGAAGUAUUAGUACAACGCGUUUUAAAAUAUUGAUACCACAAAGUUCAAAGUAGUAAAAGCACUGAUCAAACACAGUGCUCAGAUUAUAUCGAUACUUACACUUGAUGAAGUAUUUUAUUGUUACUCCAUCAAAGUUUAUGAAAGUAUUAAAGUACAGGUUACAGUGUAUUUACUGCAGUACUGUGUAGGAACUAAAUUAUUCAUUUAUUUGUAUUUUUACUUUUAUAGGCCAGACCGACACAUCUGUGCAGUGACACUAACCAAAACUUUAUUUAUUUGCAAAUAACGUAACGUCAGAGAUGAGUACAUCAUAAAUCAAUAUUUCUAUAUCAAAUCAAUAUAAUAUGUAUUGAUCAUCUUAAUGACAACCUAUUAACUUUAUUGAUGCAAAUAUAUGAGACAAAAACAAAUAUCUCAUUCCUCCUGGGUCUGUGUAUUUGGUAAAUAUCUGAUAAUGUCACAGAAAACACCUCAACGUAUCAGUCAAUCAAUCAAUCAAUCAGACUGUGAGGCGGCCAAUUUAUACAUCCAUGUUUUACCACAGAAGGUUAGAGUGAAAGAAAACAAGAACAACCAGGAUAAGAGAGGGAAAGAAAGAAAACAGUGAAGAGAAGAGGACAGAGGACAUCCAGGAGACGAGGAAACACAGGGACGCAAAAGAGAAACAACUGAGAGAGAGAGAGACAGAGGAGAGAGAGGACACAGAAGACAAAGGGGACGAAAAUAAACCAGGAAAAUGACAGAGAAGACAAGGAGACAAAGAAAGAAAGAUGACAGAGGAAACAAGAGCGGAGAAAAGGAAGACAGGAAACAAAAGGAGUUGAGCUGAGGGAGGAAACACGAAGGACAAAAGGUGACGGAGGAGAGAAAGUCAAGGGCAAAGACAGAAGACAAGGUCGAGAUGAAUGAGACGGAGGAGAAGGAGAGAGAGAGAGGAAGUAGAGGAGACAGGAGAGACAGAGGAGAUGGAGAGGUGGUUUUGAAUGAGUUCAGUGCUCCUCUCUGAGUCUCCGUGUUUUUUUAAGUAUUUAAUCCCAUAUCAGUCUAAAGAUGAGCCCGUCUGUUGCUAUGGUUACUAUUUAACACUCAGACCUUUAUUGACAUUAUUGAGUUUAACAGAAAUCAUUUCCUCUGCUGUCUGUCUCUCAGCUCAGUUCACCUUCAGCAGGAAAGUUCUGGUGGUUCUGAAUAAUCUGCUUUUGUUAGUUUAAGUGUAAAAGCUGCUGAAACAGCUGACAGCACACUGAUAUUAUCUAUGAUGACCAGAUCUAUGAUGACCAGAUCUAUGAUGAUCAGAUCUAUGAUGACCAGAUCUAUGAUGAUCAGAUCUAUAAUGACCAGAUCUAUAAUGACCAGAUCUAUGAUGAUCAGAUCUAUGAUGACCAGAUCUAUGAUGACCAGAUCUAUGAUGAUCAGAUCUAUGAUGAUCAGAUCUAUAAUGAUCAGAUCUAUGAUGACCAGAUCUAUGAUGAUCAGAUCUAUGAUGACCAGCUCUAUAAUGACCAGAUCUAUGAUGAUCAGAUCUAUAAUGAUCAGAUCUAUGAUGAUCAGAUCUAUGAUGAUCAGAUCUAUAAUGAUCAGAUCUAUGAUGACCAGAUCUAUAAUGAUCAGAUCUAUGAUGACAGAUCUAUAAUGAUCAGAUCUAUAAUGAUCAGAUCUAUGAUGAUCAGAUCUAUGAUGACCAGAUCUAUGAUCAUACUUCUGAAAUCUUUUGAUUCUGAUUGAUGACAUGAUCAACAAAAAUGUCCCUCACUGCUCCCUGUUGUGAGCCUGAAGACGUUUGGUGAUGUCACAGGUCAGUGGGGUCAUGGGUCUGUCUGCCUGACGUCUCAGUGAGUCUGUUGUCAUGGUAACAGUGAUUUUUUUCCCACCUAACGGUUGACGCGCUCCCUGUAAAAUCUUCGGGGACAGAUCACCGAAGAACCCGGAGUUCAGAAGUUUGGUGGAAUUUCCCUUUAAAGAGAAAACAGCUCCACAUUCCAGAGACAGGGGGAGGUGUGAGUGUGUGAGUGUGUGUGUGUGUGUGUGUGUGUGUGUGUGUGUGUGUGUGUGUGUGUACGUGUGGUUAGCUGUAUGUAAACACACACACACACACAGCCAGAUGUUGUUACCUGAGAGAGUGGAACCAAUCUGAGCAUGCAUGUUGGGGGAGGGGAGCGCUAACUAGGGGGCACUCUUCCUGUCCCAAACACACACACACACACACCUACACACACACUCACACACACACAUGCAUAUACCAAGAGCACGAAGUCUAUUUUAUCUAGUGGCAGCCUCAAGUCGUAAAGGUGGUGUAGGCAGGAAUCUGUUAAAGAAGCACAUUUUUUUGUGGCGUACAUACAAAAAUCUUCUAAUAUCAGUCAAUAGUUAUUAGUUAUUGAUGACAUUUGGUAAUAUAUCGAUAUCUCUGUGUUCUCUUCUGUCUGUGUCGUCAACAUUUGAACAUUUUUGAGCGGUCCGCUCUUUCUGACUGUAAACAAAGCCGUUCUCCACCUCCUCUAACCUGAUUGGUUGUGAGGCAGACGCUGCUCCCCCGUGUCGUUCAGGAGCCCAAACAAAGUUAGCGUGCUACAAUAUCGGACAGUAGAAACCAACCAGAAAGUUCGGAAAAUUGUCUGAAUCCUCCUUUGGCCACGACUGCCGACACAAGCAAGAAAACAAAGUAAAUACCGGAGACUCUGGAGGAAUAACGGGCGCUUAAAACGGAGGUAGACCGGACAAGAGCUAAAAAGACGGGUCAACAUAAACCAUGGGGGAAGCUUGGGGAUCUUGGUGACCCUGUAACCUUUCUGCUGGACAGGUAAACCGCUUUAACAAAGUAAGACAAGUGUCUGUAACAGAAGUGUUUCUUGUCAAACGGACCUGCUGUAGCGUGUUGUAGCGCCAUCGCUAAACUGUCUCCCUCGGGUCCUGGACUAUGUCACUUUAUCCUCGUUGUAGAAGUCCUGCAAACAUUGUGUUUGCUGGUAGUCUGUUGGCAUCUGCAGUAGCGCCAAUGCUUUUGACUUUCACCUUGACUGGGCCCCAUUUGUAAUGAUCUGAAGUAUUUAUCUGCAUUAUAUCUGAAUUUAAUCGGAACGAGCAAGAGCGUCUGUUUGUGGGCGGGGCUUGAGGGGAGAGGAGGAGCUGAGGGGAAAACUGGUUGGAGGGGUAGAGUUUACAUUCAAGGUUUCUCCUAAAACUGGAACUUCAUCAGAUCCUGACUACAACACCUUUAAGAGUGAAGUCAGUGCAUUCGUACUAAAAACUGCAGUUCCUCGUGUGUCCACUUGAGGCAGACUCCUAAAGUAUCAGGUUCCUCAUGCAGAUCUAUUAAAAAAAGCUAAUCUUCAAAAUUAGUUGCCUUGAUGACUUGACUGACUGUUGAUUCAUACGCUGAUGUAUUGAUUAAUGUAUGGAUGUUCUGACGUAUUGAUUAAUGUAUGGAUGUUCUGAUGUAUUGAUUAAUGUGUGGAUGUUCUGAUGUAUUGAUUGAUUGAUGUCUUCACAGCCUGUGUGUUGCGGUUCAAUGGAUUCUCUCUGCUGUAUGUCCUCCUGCUGCUCCUGCUGCCGCUGCUGCCAGACCCCGCCUCCUCCUCAGGUUAAUACCGUUCUGUAGUCCCGACUCCGCCUCCACAUCACAUAACAAUGACAUCACCAGUUGAACAUGUUACUUCAGUGACGUCUUCAGUCUUCAGUCGAGGCUCGCCGUGUUUGUGUGUGUUGGGGAGCAGAGGUAGAGAUAAACCCUCCGUGCACAUCCUAACACACACAAACACGGACACAUCGCCAGUUAGCAGGUCACAUGACCUCAGGAUGUGCGGCGUUUCCUGGAGGAAACAGAGUUUGUAUUUUUCAGAGGGGGGUCUCCACAGGAAGUAAGCUUGUUCUCUAAGAGGUCACUUCCUGUCCUCUAUUGUGUAUUUCCCCCAUGGACUGUUUUAGAAGCUGGGCGACAUUUACCCUCUCCUAAAUUGAAGCUGAAACAUUCGGAGCUCCCCCUGGUGACUGGCUGCAGUAUAGGUCAGACAAGUCUCCAUGUUAACAGAUGGUACAUGGCUAAAAUAACAAAAAUCGAAAUAGACGUCAAAUGUUUUUCAGACAUUUGUGAGGAAGAAGAAAAGCUAAGCUACCUUAGUUUAUGAGUUGUUGGCUGUUGUUGUGUGUUGUUGACGUGUGUGUUGUUGACGUGUGUGUUGUUGACGUGUGUGUUGUUGACGUGUGUGUUGUUGACGUGUGUGUUGUUGACAUGUGUGUUGUUGACGUGUGUGUUGUUUCUUAGGGAGCGUCCGGCGCUGUGUGAUGGCGUUGUGCUGCUCCAGCUUCCUCUUCCUGUUGCUCCAGUCGUUCUUCCAGCUGACCAACCUGACACUGCAGCCCCCAGCUAACUGUGAGACACACCUGUCUACCUGCCCGUCUACCUGCUCACUCUCUUAUCUGCCCGUCUCACUCUGUCGGCCUCUCUGGUUAAUCCUGGUCUGUCUGUUUGCAGGUACAUCCUGGCAGAAUGCUCUGAGCCAGCUUGGCCUCCUGAGGUAAGACCCACAAACAGACUAAAGGGGGGCUGGGAGACAUAGGACAAUCCGACUUUAGUCCAUCCACACUGGGAGUUUAAGAACCCACUCUGGCAAAUGUUCAGUCUUUGGUGGUCUAAGGGGGCUCUGCAGCUGUUGUUCCUGCACUUUGUUGUUCCAGGCAUUAGCUGUCUUGUUUUUGUUGGGGUUCUUGAUCUGGUUUUCCUGGGGGACAGUAGGUGUUCUAUGAAGAACCUGAGCACUCGGUCUUAGUCGACCUGGAGCUGCCUGUCCUGUGAUUUUCCCCGUCCACCAAUUCCUUCUGGAUCUGGUUGAGAGACGAAUUUCGUAGUGGAUUACUGACAGCGGUAAUCGCGAGAACUCACAAGAACCCGCAGAUUCACGUUCAAUCGCGCGAUAGCGAGUUGUCUCUCUAAAGACAGACACAUAGACAUAUAAGCAGUAGAUUGUGUCCUUCCAGAGGAGGAAAUCUACUUCUAGACUUCUAGAAUCAGCAUCUCCUCAUCCAUGGUGUCAUCGGGGUGAAAUGACGUCUAAAAACCUUUCACUUGUUCGUCUCCGCCCGUUUGCAUGGUGUGAAAUACGAUCCUCCUGAAACACGGAGUGUUUUAUUUUGAAAAGAAGCCGGAUGUUUUAUUUUGUGUCUGUGCCCGACUUCCUUUCCAGCACGGGUUAAUCUGUGCUGAAUUUAUCCGCCAUGCUCCGGCGUCCAGAAAAAAUAGAACUCUUGAGAUCAGCUGGAGGUGGAGAUUUGGGGGUUACUGUUGUUAAAAGGUUGUUCUGAUUAUUCCUGUGAACUCUGGAGACCUGGUCUUAUUGUCAGCAGUAUUGGCCUCCUCUCCAAACCUUCAGACAGCCUCUUAUUAUCUAAAGUAAGUUAUUCCUCUUGUGGCACAGUUAGUCAGCAUGAUGGGAGUUUUCUUAUCUCCAGAUGUUCAGGUUUGCAGGACUAUCCCUGACUGAAUAGAUGAGAAACUUGGUGAAUGAUAGUUUGGCUCUCCAGAGGUUGGUCCAGGUUAUUGUUCUUGGUGUUCCCGUCUGGUCCCCAUCUGCUGUGAUCGUAUCCUGAGACAAUCACGGCUUCUCUGAGGUCGUGUGACGGCACAGUUUGGUCUUUGGUGCUUUUGACUGAAGCCGCUCUAGCCUGCCGACUCUCUGUGCUCCCUCUGUAAACUGCUUUGCCACCAGUUCUCCAUUUUCACACCACGUCUGAUUUUACGCGGGUCAUACCUGCUCUGGUCCAAACCUCGGGUCUUUGCUGCUGCUCUCCCCACCUCAGGCUUUGACAUCCCAAGUCUGUAUGAGAAAGGUCAGGCAGCUCCCAGAGUAGAAGUGAUCGCAUGUUGACACUGAGGUCUCUCGGACUAAAGCAGUCCGGACCGAGUUUGUCCUAAAUGUGCCCGUCUCCUCUCUGCAGACUGGGGUUCUCUCAGAAGGACGGUUUCUUUCCCACAGUUUGUCGUCCGCUCCUUCUCCGAACCUCCAAAUAGAAAAAAAACUUAAAGUAGCAGUCUGUCCCCUUCGAGAGCACGACCACGCUGACAUCUGAUCCUGUGUGUGUGUGUGUUUGUGUGUGUGUGUGUGUGUGUGUGAGCCACAAGAGGUACAGACAGUAGUCACUCUGUCUGGACUACAUGGCUCUGUAAACACCUACGCACGCCAUUAAACACACAUAUGCUGACUUAUAGUGAGCAGAAAUCCUUCAGUGAGUCUGAACAGACAACAAACACCAUCUGUCCCUCUGUCCGUCUGUCCGUCUGUCCGUCUGUCCUCUGCUGUCCCCGUCUCUCCGCCUCAGUCUGACAGGAAGUGAUGCCGGCUCUGCUGUAAGACAGCUGUUUCCAGAUGUCGGCGUGCUGGUCGUCAGUUUGCUGACGUGGAGGCUGAUUGUGAAACUUAACACCAAUACAAAUAUGCAGGUAACACACACACAGACACAGACACACACACACAGACACAGACACAGACACACACUCCAGUGAAGCAGGUGUAACCCUAUUAAGUCGUCUUCUCUUGUUUCUUAGUGAUGUUUCCUGUCUAUUAGCGAGUAACUCAGUCAGCUAUUUAUUACUGUAACAUGAUUAUGUGACUGCAUCAGGACACACACACACACACACACACACACACACACACACACACACACACACACACACACACACACACACACACACACACACUAAGUGAUUAGGUUUUGGGUUCAAUCAGUUUAAUAUUUAUUCUGUCAGAGUCUGUUUGUUAACAUGAAACCAGACCUGCAGGACACCAGUCCUCCUCCUCCUCCUCCUCCUCUCCUACCUCCUUCCCUUCUUCCUUCCUCCCAUCCUUCCUUCCUCUCCUCUUUCUCCACCUCCUUUCUUUCUCCUUCCCCCCAUUUAGGCUUUUGGGUUUGACCUCUAUGUCCCUCACUGAGAGGUCAGAGGUCACACAUGUUUCUGUGUAUAUUCAGCCUCAGCAGGAUAUUCAGCCGCAGCAGCAGCAGGAGGAGGAGCUGAUGUUUGAGGAGGACUCUGUGCUCGGAGAGGGGGGCGAAGAAGAGGAGGAGGAGGAAGAAGAGGAGGAGGAGGAAGGGGGCGGCAGAAACAGGGUCCUGGUUGAACUGGAGUUGGUGAUUUGUAAAGCCAGGAGGAUUGUGGGAAACAUGACGACAACCGGAGGGAAGGUGCUUCUGACGGCUUUACUGGGACUGACAGGUAAGAGAAGAAGAAACCAGUCAUGGGGGGUUAGAGGGUCCAGAAGUGUGACGGUUUCCCUUUAGUCCUGACAAAAUCCAAACGGGUCAGUGAACCUCGAUCGUAAACUACAGCUGUACCUCAAACUCUCUCAUGGUACCUCCAUACUUUCACUCCCACUGUUCCCAAUACUCCCACUGUUCCCAAUACUCCCACUGUACUCCAUUCUCAAACCAUGUCCCAUCAUCUCAUGGUAACCCAGACCUAUACUGUGCUCUGUACUCUUGCUGCACACAUUAUUGUUCCCCAUAUCCUUCACUUUAACCCACAGUAUUAUUAUUAUUAUUAUUAUCAUUAUUAUUAUUAUUAUUAUUAUUAUUAAUAUUGUUGUUAUUUAUUAUUAUUAUUAUUAUUAUCAUUAUUAUUAUUAUUAUUAUUAUUGUUGUUGUUAUUUAUUAUUAUUAUUAUUAUUAUUAUACCCUUUAUUUAACCAGGUUUGUCCCACUGAGAUCCAAGAUCCUCUUUUGCAAGAAUGUCAGCACAUACAGUUUCAGAAUCACAUUAAUCAUUUAGAAUACAAAGAAUACAAAUAAUAAUUGAAUUUUCAAAAUUAGGUAAAAGAAUUUACAAGAUUAGUCAAAUAUUUGUCCUCCUGGAUUUAAAAACAUUCAGAGAUAUCAGACUUUGGAGUUUCAGGUCUGAUUUCUUCCCCAUCUCUGUCCUGACCUUAAAAACAGUAAAAUAAUUAAAGUCCUGGGAGCGGAGACUGUCGACCCGAUUAUUCAAGAUUAAAAGUGAUGAUAAAUAAGAUGGAGUCAUCUGAAGAACAGCCUUAUAAAUCAACACGUACUGAUAUAAAGACGGUCGAUUUACUUUAGUGUAUAAGACACAAUGAUGAGUUUGAGCUUUUGUAAUAAACCUCAGAGCGCCGUGAUUCACACGAUCCAGCAUGUGGAGACAUUGAAUAGAGGCGUUCAUAUAUAACACAUCAUUGUAAUCAAUAAUCAGAGGAAAGGUCGACUCCACCAGUUUCUGUUUCACACUAAAAGAAAAAAAAAAUCCUGUUAAUGAAUUUAAUCCUGUUUUACUUCAUCCUCUCACUGCUCCUCAUAACUCUAUAGACACCCAGACACCCACCCUCCAGAUGUUCCCCACUGUACCCUCUGCUCUCUCUGGACCCCUUACACUCCCUGUACCUCGUACUCUUCAAGUUCACCUUCCUCUUUCGUACCGACUAAACGGUCCUGAAUGAGUUCUCCUCCCCCCUCUCCCCUUCUCCCCCUCCAGGCAUCGUCUUCCCCUCCCUCUCCUCUCUUCUCUACCUCCUUUGUUUCCAGGUGUUGUGUACCUGCUGGGCGUGGUCAGGUCAGGUCCCAGCCCUCCUCUUCAGGUGUGUUUCCCUGAUGUCACUCGUGUACUCCCCCACCCACUUCCUGCUGGUGUACUGCUAUCAGCUGCCUUCACUUCAGGAGGCGUGGCCUCCAAACUGCACCUCUGCCAGGUAACUCAUCUCUGUUGUCACCAAUAAAGAAAACAGGAGGAGGCGGGUAAAAAAACAAGGAGUUUGGGAAGGAAAGACGGAGGUGAAGAGUGAAGGAGAGAAGGAGGGUGGAUGGUAGAAGAAGUGUUUUUAGAUGAUCUAGUUAAAGGUUAAAGAGGAAGAGUAAACAGCAGGAACAGUUCAGUUUAAUAACAGGUUGGUCUGAAUGUUUGGAACAUGGUGUGUCUGUAUCAGCAGGUCGGGGGGGUAGACGUGUGUGGACCUGUAACAUUAUGCAGAGGUGUCCACACACACCUAAAUUAUCCGAUAAUUGGUUGAUUGACUGAUUGUCCUCUGCAGUGUUCUGGGUCUGGUCUCCGUGGCCUCGGCGGACUGUGCCGCCCCCUGGAGGCUGCAGGUGAACUCCGAUCUCAGCUGGUUUCACUUCUGUGGUCCUCUGAUGCUGUUGCUGCUCUACAACACGGUGGCUGCUCUGUGGAGGAACAAGGUGACGUGGUCCAGCAUGAACAGGGAAAUCAUACAACGUAAAGAAAUCAGACUGUGACUAAAUCCAGAGGCUGCAGCUGGGAGACGGCUUUUCCGACAAACGUGUCCUGCUUCUCUGGGCCCUCAGGUGUAUCCUUCACAGCCCCGCUUCUUCAGCUGAUCCUCUCAAACUGCUGAGUAAUAACCGGUUAAAUUAAAGUAAUCUGUCCAAACUCAGCAGCUUCACAAAAGUUUUAAAGAAAGUCACAAUAAAAUAUGACCUGGUCUUUGAAAUGUUGGUGGUGGUGAUAAGUUACAGGAUGCUAGCUGGCAUAAAAUUAAGUUAGGGUCAAACUCACCGUAACACCGAGUUAGACCCCCCCUCCAGAGAUGAAUGUUGUCGACCGCUUGCUUCUCUAGUUAUACCAACUUUAGUAACGACCGCAGGAUAGAAAUACAGAGAGCCACGCCCUCAACCAAAACGCCACUCUAUAGCCACAAAUAAUGCUCAGAACAGCACCUAACUUCAUCAACAGGACAUAUAGGGUCACAGACAUAGUACUAGACACCAAACAUCUUUUUAACUUUGACUCAUUUCUUUAGCAAAGAGACUAAACACAACUCACCUACUCUCUUCCAGCAGCCGCUUGUUUGUAGGGAGACCUCAGGCCAGUCCAUUACGGACUACAGCGGGGUGACGCAGCUCAAGGAAGAACAUUUAUGAUCAGGUCUUCAAAAACUUCAACCCCUGGAUUUAGACACAGCAUUAAUGUUGAUGUCAUACAGUAUCAUGACUUUACAGAAUGAUGUCAUUAAUCAGCAUUAUGAUGUCGUUAUUUUGAGUUCUGAUUAAUGAUGAUGUCAUGAUUUGAGUCGGAAAAAAGCAAAAUCGGAGGUAGAAACAAGAUGGCUACAUCUACGAAAGUUAUUUUAGCACUAGCCUUGUCUGAAUUCAAGCAACUUCUGGACAAACGUGCGGUCCUUCUGCAACAUCUUGUUUCCGCCUCCGGUUUUAUUUUUUUCCGACUUGGUGACUGAGACGCUGGUGACUCGAGCUCAUUUUCAGCUCGGACCUCUGACUUCUGAGGUGACUCGAACGCCACAUAUGAAGUCGUUAUUUUGAGCUCUGAUUAAUGAUGAUGUCAUGACCUCCUCAAUAGACCGAUGUUGUUUUUUUGCUGCUGGGUCGGGGUCCUCGCGCUCCCAUUGGCUGAUCUGAGUCUCCUGUUUCUGCAGCUGAUUGACGGCGAUGGGGGUCGUCCCGCAGAGGGGUCAGAGUCAGCAUUAAGUCAGAGCUGUGACAUCAUCACCGCCACCAGCCACCUGAGCGAUGAGGUUACGAGUGACAUCACAGCAGAGAGACGGCGGGAGCUGUGGCGGCGAGCUCAUGAGCGUCCCGAGUUCAGAGAUGUACGCUAACAUAACACCCUGACUCAUCAUUAUCUCUGACAUGAUCGAGUUUAUUAACAGAGAACAUGUCCGUCCUCAGGUGUUGACAUCAUCCACCAAUGACAGCCCCUCUGACUCCUUUGCCCCUCCCACCCAGAGCACAGCGCUGGAAUUGGACGUUUAUUCUCCUCCUAAUUACUCUCUGAGCCAAUCAGGUGAGUUCUUGCUUUGAAUUUUAUCUGAGAAUCAUCCGUGAAGAAGCCCAGAUCAACACUGGGAUCAUUUCUGUUCCUGCUUUGUGAUUGGAUGAUUUUGUGAAGUUGUACCGGUCUCUGUUGUAGCACCUCUAGGACAAAAGUCCAGCUUCAGUAACUCCAUAAAUCCUCUUCUGCAGAUACUUUGGAGACGUGUGUGUUUGAAGAAGAGGAGUGGGAAGAAGAGGGGGAGGAUCAAGAAGAAGAAGUAAGGAGAAAGGGUGAGGAGGGAGUAAACGCCGCCUCCAUGGCGUUCAGUUUCCUCCUCAAACAGAGUUACAUUUGCGCCCUGAUCGCCAUGAUGGCCUGGUCCAUCACGUACGUGUCCUGGCUGACCUGUGUCCUGCUCCUCUGGUCCUGUGUCCUCUGGAUGAUGCGAGAGCGCCGGCGCUACACCCUGAUGUCAUCUCCUUGGCUGGUCGCCUACGGCAACCUGCUUGUCAUCCUACAGUACAUCUACAGUUUCCCGAGUAUCCAGGAAGUUCCAGGACUUUUCCCAAGAAAAGACGACCCCUGCAGAGAGCUGGCCUCUAAGGUACUUCACCACCACGACACAUUUGUGCACAUGGGCCAGUUUUCUUCCACAGUUGACCCUUUGACGUGUGGGGUCCCCCAGGGGUCAGUCCUGGGUCCCCUAUUGCUCCCCUUGGGGUCCAUUUUUAGACAGCAUGGUGUUUCUUUUUCACUGUUUUGCUGAUGAUGUGCAGGUUUAUUUGUCUGUAUUUGUCUGUAUUUGUCUGUAUUUGUCUGUAUUUGUCUGUUAAGGUCCCGACACAGACUCUCUGCAGGUCGAGUUUAACUGUCCAGACAUGUUUGUUUCUGUUACAGCUGUUGUGUUUGUUGAGCUUCUGGCUGCUGAUGCGUCAGGCGCUGACCGAGAAGAUCGAAAGGCAGAGAGACAGACAGGCAGACGCUCAGCUGUCGGCCAUAACCGUCCACCUGGAGGGUAAGACACCUGUGUGUGUGCACCGACUGCUUACCUGUCUGACUGACUGCUGACCUGUCUCAUGACCUGUUACCUGUCGGCUCUUCAAUCCAGUCGGGGAGCAGAGGGCGGAGGAGCAUCUUCAGGAUAUGAAGCAGGGGGAGGUGUUGUACGAGGAGAUGCUGUUCCUGCAGCAAGCAGGCGGAGUUAAGAUGGAGGCGCUGGUUGCCGUGGUGACCAGAAUGUUUGUGAAAUACUGGAUCUACGUCUGCGGGACGAUGUUCUUCUUCGUGAGCUUCGAGGGAAAAAUCGUUCUCUAUAAAGUCAUCUACAUGGUCAUGUUCCUGUGCUGCGUCGCCCUUUACCAGGUAGUACUGCAAUACUGCGAGUACUGUUACCUCAACAAGGUAGUACUGCAAUACUAGGAAUACUAUGACCUUAACCAGGUAGUACUGCAAUACUGCGAAUACUAUUACCUCAACAAGGUAGUACUGCAAUACUGUGAAUAUUAUGACCUCAAUGAGGUAGUACUGCAAUACUGCAAGUACUAUGACCUCAGUAAGGUUAUGUUACAAUACUGCGAAUACUGUUACCUUAACAAGGUAGUACUGAAUAUUAUGACCUCAAUGAGGUAGUACUGCAAUACUGCGAGUACUUUUACCUCAACCAGGAGAUAUUACAAUACUGCAAAUACUAUCACCUCAAUAAGGUAAUGUUACAAUACUGCGAAUACUAUGACCUCAACCAGGUGAUAUUCAAUACUGCAAUACUAUGACCUUAAUGAGAUAGUACUGCAAUACUGCAAAUACUAUGACCUUAAUGAGAUAGUACUGCAAUACAGCUAAUACUAUGACUUCAACCUGGUGAUAUUACAGUACUGCAAAUACUAAAUACUACCAGUCUGCAGUAGGACUCUGAAUCUGUAAACCUGAUGUAUUUGGCACUACUGCAGUACUCUGAAUACUCUGAAUACUCUGUAUACUCUGAACCCCCCCCUUGUCUCUCGUCCCGUUUGUCUCUCGGCAGUUAAACUACGAGCGUUGGCGAGCCUUGCUCAGGGGUUUCUGGGUGGCGGUGGUGGUUUAUUCCAUGAUGGUGCUGAUCUUGGUCUACACCUUCCAGUUCCCCUCAUCCCCCCACCUGUGGCGCUACUACACCGGACUCAGCACUCACAGGUGAGGUCAGGUCCUCAGGAGGAGUUCCCAGGUUCUCACAGGUGAACACGCUCACAGACCCGUGUUCGCCGUCUCUGGUGUGUGUCUGCAGGUUGGAGGACGUGGGUCUGGAGAAGUUCUCCGUUCCUGUUCUCUUCACGAGGAUCUUCAUCCCCGCUGCGUUCCUGCUGGUACUGAAACACAUCCUGAUCUAACAGCUGAAGGUUCCUGUGUGUCAUUUACUCAACGUCUCACCUGUGCUCCACAGGUGUGUAUCGUACACCUGCAUUACUUCCAUGAGCCGUUCCUGCAGCUGACCGACCUGAAGACGGUGGUGGACACGCACAACAGCACCAUCACCAGGUGAGAGCAGGAAUCAGUCAGAAACGAACCAUCACGACACGAAGAUGAGUUUACAGACUAAAACUGACAGAUGAAGUUACAUGAUUGACCAGAGGGGGGCGCUCUCUCUGCAGGCUGGUCCACUCUGAUGGCAGCCUCUUUGACCUCUCUCUGGGUGGAUCUGGAUCUCCUCAGCUCCUCCUGGAGGACCAGAAGAGUGGAGGACAGAGGGAGAAAGAGGAGGAAAAAGAGAACAAAUGGAUAAAAGAGGAAGAGAAAGAGGAGGAGGAGGAGGAGGAGGAGGAGGAGUAUCCCUGUGUGUUCGACGCUGAGACUCUGUCGGAUCACCUGACAGGUAAAAACACCUGAACCUUUCAUGAGGACUAAACCUGGGACAGACCAGUUUUAGCGGUGACCCCGACUCUCUCUGUUUCUCCUCCUCAGUCCUGGUCUCCUGGAGGCUGGUGGUGGAUCGUCUCUCUGUUCUGUUCCUGCGCCUCCUCCUGUCCCUGCAGCGUCUGCAGCACCUCCUCUGGUGGCUUCUGGAACUGCACAUCGUCAAGAUCGUCUCCUCCUACAUCAUAUGGGUCUCUGUGAAGGAGGUCAGGACCCGUCUGUCUGUCUGUCUGUCUGUUUGUCUGUCUGUGUGUGUGUGUAUGUGUGUGUCUGUGUGUCUGUCUGUCUGUCUGUCUGUCUGUCUGUCUGUCUCUCCUCGUCCACAGGUGUGUAUUAAACCCGUCUGUCCGUCUGUCCUCAGGUGUGUUUAUUGAACCUGCUCUUCGUUCUCUGCGUGGCGGUGGCUCUUCCCUGUAAGCAGUGGCGCCCCCUGCUGUCAGGAGUGUGUACGGUGUGGACAUGCGUGCUGACCGUCUGUAAGAUGUUGUACCAGCUGAACGUCGUCCAGCCAAUCAGAUACUCCUCCAACUGCACCAUGGUAACCACCGCAGCGUCACACCUGUCUGUCUGUGUGUCUGUUAUCAGCCCUGACCCCUGACCUCACGGACACCUGUCUGUGUUUUCCCGUAGCCAGGUAACUCCAGCAUCGACCUGUCCCGCUCUGUUCUGUACUCUGGUUCAGUUGACCCCGCCCAGUGGGUGGGGCUUCGCAAAACGGAAGGAAAGCUUCUUGAUUACCUGAGGGUGAGCGGUGACAUCAAACCUAAAUAAGACACGUAGCUCUGUCGUAAAACCGCGUCACGCUAACCCGCUUCACGCUGUCUUAUCUUCACAGUAUAACCUGACGAUGUUAGCGCUGUUAGCCUUCGAGGUGACGGUCUACAGACACCAGGAACUCUACCGUCUCCGACACAACAAGGUCCCGCCUCCCACCAGGACUUUGUUCCACGACGUCACCAGGAAUCACCUGGAUGCCGACGUGCUGAGCUGCAUUAAAUACUUCCUCAACUACUUCUUCUACAAGUUUGGGCUCGAGGUAAGACGCUAACACAUUAGCAUAGCAACAAGCUAACCUCAUUCUGUUAAGCAUAUCCCCUCUCCCUCCUCCCCCUCCUCAGACCUGCUUCCUGUUGGCCGUAAAUGUGAUUGGUCAGAGGAUGGAUCUGUUCGCCGUGUGCCACGCCUUUGGCCUCAUAACCGUCCUAUCACAUCGCAGCAGGGAGCGCAUCAGCUCCGUGUGGCCAAAGUACUGCUACUUCCUGUCAGGGCUGCUGAGUUUCCAGUACCUGUUGUGUAUCGGAUUCCCUCCAGCUACCUGUGCAGGUACGUCCUCACCUGAUCCCUGAAGACAGUCGUGUGGUUAUCGACUCAAACGUUAAAGAGAGCUGGUGUCCCCCCUCCUCCUCAGAUUACCCGUGGAGACCGCCGUCCUCUGAAGUGGACUCUAACGUGGUGAAGUGGCUCUUCCUCCCGGAUCACCUGACUCCACCAAACCCGCUCUUCCUCCUCUGUGAGACUCUUCAUCAUCUUUACCUCCUCUUAGUUAGACACUAUCCUUUACUUGAAUCUAUCAUGUUUUAUAUCUAUGUCUUAAAUGUUCAUGUAUACUGUCUCUAACCCCGGAUUUACACCGCAUCCAGAACGGCGGCGGUUUUCACCAACCGCAAAUUCCUACCUGAUCCGUUUGUGAGGCGAAUUUCUUGGCGGAUUACGGACGAGAACUCACAAGAACCUGUGGAUUCUUGUUCAAUCGUGUGAUAACGAGUUGUCUCUCUAAAGACAGACACAUAGACAUAUAAGCAGUAGAUUGUGUCCUUCCAGAGGAGGAAAUCUACUUCUAGACUUCUAGAAUCAGCAUCUCCUCAUCCAUGGUGUCAUCGGGGUGAAAUGACGUCUAAAAACCUUUCACUUGUUCGUCUCCGCCUGUUUGCAUGGUGUGAAAUACGAUCCUCCUGAGUGUUUUAUUGAUGAUGGAAGAAAAGCCAAAUUGACCGUAGUAAAUACAGUCUAUAGUUACGAUCAGCUGUGAUCAGCGGAUACGAUCUUUUCAUAGCCGUUCUGGAUGUGGUGUAAAUUGAGGUUAAGUUCUGUUUUUCUGUCUCCUGACCCUCAGAUGACUUCAUGCUCCUCCUCGGCGCCUCCCUGCAGCUGCAGGUGUUCGAGGAGGAGCUCCAGGAGUCCGUUCAGGUGCUCGCAGGUGAAAACUGUGAGCUGGAUGGAAAUGACGGACAGGUCUCAGAUCUAAUCAGACAGCUGCGACUCAGCACCGCCCCCGACUUCAUGAUGUGCAGGUACGCUCCAGCCGAGCACACACCUGUCUGUGAACACUCACCUGUUCCUCUGACCUCUAACCUGUUUCUGUGCAGGUCUUACCUGGACAUGAUGAAGGUGAUCAUCUUCAGCUACAUGUUCUGGUUUGUCCUGACCAUCAUCUUCAUCACUGGGACCACCAGGUGAGGAGGAGGAGGAGGAGGAGAACCUUCAGGUGUCUGAAACAACCACGAACGUUUGCCUGAUGACAGGUGUGUUCUUCCUGUUCCAGGAUCAGUAUCUUCUGUAUGGGUUACCUGGUGGCCUGUUUCUACUUCCUGUUGGUGGGCGGAGACUUGCUGCUGAAACCAAUCAGAUCAAUCCUGCUGUACUGGGACUGUCUGAUUGGUUACAAUGUGUUCGUCAUCACCAUGAAGAACAUCCUGUCGGUGAGUUCAUCUUCAUCUUCAUCUUCAUCUUGAUCCCCGUUGUCUUCAUCACCUCCACCUCUCCGUCUGUCUGUCUGGUUCUGACCCGUCUGUCUGUCUGGUUCUGACCCGUCUGUCUCUCAGGUCCUGGCCUGUGGUUUCAUCAAGUCCUUGGUGGUCAAUCAUUGUUGGCUCAUUCAGCUCUUCAGUUUAGCCUGUACCAUCAAAGGAUACACCAAACGUACGUACCUGUCCACCUGUCUGUCUGUCUGUCUGUCCUCCUGUCUGUCCACCUGUCUGUCUGUCUGUCCUCCUGUCUGUCCUCCUGUCUGUCUGUCUGUUGUUUACUGGUUGUUGUUUGUGUCGCUGCAGCGGAGCAGCAGAGCAGUAAACAGUGCGAGUUGCCGAGCGACGAGGCGGGGAUCAUCUGGGACGGCGUCUGUUUCUGUUUCCUGUUACUGCAGAGGCGAGUCUUUCGGAGUCACUACUUCCUGUACGUGGUCCUGGACCUGAGACACACACAGCUGCUGGCCUCCAGGUAUACACACACACACACACACACACACACACACAGAUGCGUACACUGGUCACACACACAGAGUCACAUCACGGUAAUGAGUGUGUCUGUGGGUUUAUUUCAGGGGGGCGGAGCUUUUCGAGGCGUCCACGGUAAAAGCUGUCAGAGCCAGACUGGAGGUGGAGAAGACGUCCAUGGACCUGCUGAAGAGACAGUAAGACACAAACACGGGUCCGAGUCCGGACCCCCUGGUCUAGUCUGAGCUCAGAGACUUGGACUCGUCGGACCUGUUGACGGUUUUCUGUGUUUUCAGGAUGGAGAGGAUCAAAACUCGGCAGCAGAAGUUUCGCCGAGGAAAAGAGAAAUUAUUGAGUCUGAACCAAGACAGCUCCCGGAUUACCGGUGUGUGUGAGAACAAGCAUCUGUCGCCAUGGUAACGGUGUCAAACACACAGCUGUCAAUCAGAGUAGAGUGGAUGACCGUUUCUGCUUCUUUCAGGUCCGGAGAAGAAGAAGGAGCAGAAGGAGUGGUGGAGGCCCUGGGUUAACCACGCCUCCAGUGAGUCAUAACCUUUGACAUCGUCACGGUCUACGUUUUUAAGUCGGUCUGUUUGACUCCGUCUGUUUUUACCCGUCUGUCUGCGCAGUGGUGAGGAGCGGGGAUUACUACCUGUUUGAGACGGACAGUGAAGAGGAGGAGGAAGAAGAUGAAAAGAAGGAGGAGGAGCAACCGGAGAAAUCAGCCUUUCAGGUAAGAAACUUCACGACCUCCUCCACUGAGCUCGCAUUAGACCUGAAUGUAGUUAAUGUAGAACCUGUCCCUCCUGAGAGCCGGGGAACAGGUUUGUCAUGACGUUUUCUCUUCUGUCAGUUCGUGUAUCACGCCUGGAUAACAGACUCCAGAACAGCGAUGAGAGCGCGCUUCAACCAGAGGAAACUCCGUAAGAAGAACUCCUCCGACCAAAGGUUCAGGAAGGAGGAGCCCAGAGGAGGUAAGAGGAGGAGGAGGAGGAGGAGGACAAGAGGGGGGGGCAUGAAGUCCUGAGUGUGGAGCUAAGAGUUGAACCCACUCAUGUUGACAUUUGCUGACUGGAUGUUGAUCUGAGCUGUAGAUAUGAACAGCUGAUGUAAACAACAAAAACAACAAUAAAGUUUGAUCAGUUUGAACAUCAGAUCUCGUGUCUUUAUUGUGUAUUUGAUUAAAUUUGGGUGGAAAAGGUUUGAAAAUAACUGUUUUAUUCAGGUGUCCCCACUUCAGUGAAUUUAGGGUUGUAGUUUUAGAGAACUGAGUCAUCAGCGUACGACUUUUACCAGCGAACAAACCCACUAACCCACUGUGACCCUGUCCUCUCUGCAGGAGCUGAAGUCAUUGAAAUCACAGAGGAGACAGUCGAGGACCAGGAGGAGGAGGAAGAAGAGGAGGAGGAGAAGGAGGAGAAAGAAGAGGGGCCAGGUAGGAGGUCUCAGACACACCUGUCACACACAGAUGUUGGUUCACCAUCAGGGAGUCUAAUUCCAGCUGACGUGUGUGUUUCAGACACGGUGCUGCGUCGAUUCUCCAACACCAUGCGGUUCUGUUGGGUUCUGCUGUCAGCUCUGCUGGACUCUCUGACAGCCUGGGUCCGCAAUCUGUGUCAGGAACACAUCGACAUCUCCACCGUUCUCCGUGUAGAGCGCUGUAUGCUAAUGCAGCAGGCUAAGCAGGUAAAGAUCAGCUCAAACAAGGAUGACGGAGGUGUAGGGCUGGGCGAUAAAAUGAUAACGAUAUAUAUCAAAAAUUAAUUUCCCUCAAUAUCAACGUAAAUUAUGGUCAAUAUGCUUUUCAAUAUGCCAUGUUUUGGUGGACUAUACUAAUAUCAAAAGAAAAAGGGAGUUGCUCUGGGUCUGCUUCGCGCUAGAAUUAGAACCAAGUAUCAACCAACUGCAAAGUCAUAGCAUACAGCAGCUACACCCAACCAUAGCACUUUAACAGGUGAAGCCGACAGCACUGUUGGUGAGAAACAAAGAAAAUGAGUGCUACCCCCGACAGAAAUGACCAUGAAGGCUCAACAGAUGACCACAUCAAUGUCAACCACAACACUGGCGUUAGGAAAACGUCGGUGGUGUGGAGGUAUUUUGGUUUUUGGAGGUCGGACAUGAAGCAGAGUAAUGUGGACUGUAAAUUAUGUCGAGUACAUGUUCUCACAAAGUCGGGGAAUACCUCAAAUCUUUUUCACCACCUGAAGCAGCGCCACGCCGCAGAGCACGCGCAACACAAAAGGUUACAAACCCCGAGAGGAGCGAGGAGCCGAAACAGACGACCAUUCAGUCGGCUUUCUCUAGAGCGACGCCUUACGACAAAACGUCAAAGAGACACAAAGACCUCACAGAUGCAAAAGACAUGCUACCAACAAACACUGUUAAUUUUCAUUUUUUAUAUCGUGAUAUUUAUCGAUAUUGACUGAUAUGAAAAAAUAUAUCGUGAUAAACUUUUUCCCGUAUCGCCCAGCCCUACAGAGUGUGUUCUGGUUCAUGUCUGAGACCCAGUUCUGUGUUUUCUUUGUUUAGGGAAAUGUUCCCACCAGAGAGGCCAUCCAUGUCUACUACCAAGAACAGAUGACCAAGACCUCCAGAGAGUCCAGUUUGGACUACGUUUCCGAUGAGGCAGAGGGGUUUACUUCAGGGGAAAGAUGGAAGGGAGAGGAGGACCAGGAGAUCAAACCUGAACUAGAAACAGAUCCAAUAUUAGGGGGACAUCCAGAACCAGAGGUAGUGUCAGAGAAAGACCAUCCAGGAAAAACAGAAUCUGAAAAUGUUCACCAAGAACUACCUGAAACUAAAACAGAACCAGGACUAGAACUAAAACCUGUACCAGGAUCAGGGGGAGAUGACCCCACUGCAGAAACCUCAGGUCCAUCAGAGACUCCACCCUCAGGAACCAGAGCUGAGAAAACGGAGGGUGACCCAGUCAUGGAGGUGCACAGUCAAGAAUGCCCAGAAUGCCGUGUAACCAAAACCAGCCAAAGACGGAGACUCAGACUGACCCGGAUGGAGAGGGUCCAGUCUUCUUCAUCAUCAUCUUCAGAAGGAGGAACCUUCAGUAGGACUCACAGGUUGGUUCUUAUGGACUGACAUGAUGUAACGCUGCAGUGUUAGCAUGUUAGCGUUUCCCUUUAUUAACGUUAUAACUUCUUCUUCUGUCCGAACAGCUUCAGCGACUCAAACCAGCCACUUUCUGUUGACACACAGCCGCCUUACACCUCAAACAGCGCCGCCACCCUCUCCUCCCCGACCUCCUCCUUCACCACCUCCCCCCUCCUCCCCCCCUCCUACAGCGGCGCUCUAGGUCUGGACCUUCAGGUGGAAGAGGAUCACAAAAAGAAGAGUGGAGAGAGGAGCAUCCGAGAGCUGACGGCCAGCGAACUGUUGAGGAACAGGUGAGUCACAGGUGAGUCCCAGAGGAAGAUCACCUCUGACCUGCUGGUGCUCAAACUCCUCUCUCUGUUUCAGGACGUUCUACGAUGAGGAGAUGGAGGCGUCAGACCAUUUCUAUGGAAACCAACACCAGCUGCUCCAGCUGGGUUACGCCCUCUACAACAUCCUGGCCGCCAGGUAAACUCCGCCCCUCAUGUCACAGGUGUGUCUGUGCUGCUGAGAUACUGAUGAAGUUCCUCCCUCAGGUCAGAGACGGUGUGUUACCUGGUCAUUGUGCUGAACCACAUGGUGUCCGCCAGCUGCCUGACACUCGUACUUCCUGUACUCGUGUUCUUGUGGGCCACUCUGUCGGUCCCCCGACCCAGUAAGACCUUCUGGAUGACUGCAAUCAUCUACACCGAGGUGCUCACCGCUCUGCCUACCAAUCUGCCUGCCGCUCUGCCUGCUGCUCUGCCUGCCACCCUUCCUGCUGCUCUGCCUGCCGCUCUGCCUGCUGCUCUGCCUGCCGAUUUGCCUGCUGCUCUACCUGUCACCCUUCCUGCCAACCUUCCUGCUGCUCUGCCUGCCACCCUUCCUGCCGCUCUGCCUGCUGCUCUGCCUGCUGCUCUUCCUGCCACCCUACCUGCUGCUCUUCCUGCCACUCUGCCUGCCACCCUUCCUGCCGCUCUGCCUGCUGCUCUGCCUGCUGCUCUUCCUGCCACCCUACCUGCUGCUCUUCCUGCCACCCUUCCUGCCACCCUUCCUGCUGCUCUGCCUGCUGCUCUGCCUGCCACCCUUCCUGCCGCUCUGCCUGCUGCUCUGCCUGCUGCUCUUCCUGCCACCCUACCUGCUGCUCUUCCUGCCACUCUGCCUGCCGCUCUGUUGUGAUGCAGAUGCCCUUCUGACCUGACAUGCCCCUCCUUCGUCAAAGCUCUGUCCCGUCUCUGUCACGCUCUCGAAGUCUCAGCUUGUACUUUGCUGCUGCUCUAUCACCUUUUCCCUAUAUCACUGCUGCUCGUCCGCCCCUCUAUCGUUUGCCCGCCCCUCCUCUCUCUCACCGCUCCGCCCGACAUGCUGCUUGCUCCUCUUCCCAUCAGUCAGCUGUUUCACGUCCAGUUGUUGGUUGGUCUGUUCGCAGGUCACCAUCGUCAUCAAGUACUUCUUCCAGUUCGGUUUCUUUCCCUUCAACCAGAAACUGGAGCUGGACCGCUCCAAACCGUUCCACCCUCCCAACAUCCUGGGGGUAGAGAAGAAAGAAGGUUAUGUCCUGUAUGACCUGCUGCAGCUCCUCGCCCUGUUCUACCACCGUGCCAUCCUCAAGGUGCACAGAUUCCUCUAUUGUACCUGAACUACACUCAAGUGCCCACAUAUACCGUAAAUACUCAGAGGUAGAGAGUCUCUGAAAGCACUUGGCUGAAGGUCGCAGAGAAACUCAUCAGGUGAUGAAUACUUCCUCCUCUCCCUCCCCCCACAGUGCCACGGACUUUGGGACCAGAGUGACUCUGCAGAGACAGACCCCCUCCAUGACCACGACAACCAGGCCUCCCUGGACCAGGGUGCCAUCUUCACUGACCCAGCAGACCCCGCCCAUGCACUACGGAGGCGAGGCAGGAGACGGACGCACUCUGGCUCCACCCAGUUUCGCUCUCCUGCAGGUAGACCUGAACCAUGACCUGAGCGGUCUGACUGUAGGAGAAAAAUAUAAAACUUGAAGGUUAAAUAUUUCAAACUUGAGAGGGGGCCAGGGGCAAAAAGACCCCGAGGAACCUCAUCCACAUGAUCUUUGAUGGACCCACAUCUGGACCAGCACACCUGAGCUCCUCAUGACUGAAUGAUGUUUUCUUCUCGUGUUUUCAGACAGCGUCAGCUCCAGAGCUCAGCAGCUCAGCAGGUUUGAUCUGCUGCAGGAGAAACUCAGAGAACUUUCUGUCCGAGCAAAGAAGUUCUGUGUCAGCAGGUGAGCAAACACCUGAGCACUGUCCCCGUGGAUCACUGACCCUUAUAUACCUGAGGUCUUCAGUAUGUCUUCUUCUCCGUCAGGUCUAUGUCUGUGUACCGGCCGAUUCUUCAGUUCUUCAGAGCUCUGGUCCAUCCUGAGUACAGCGCCGUCACUGACGUCUACGUCCUCAUGUUCCUCGCCGACACCGUUGACUUCAUCAUCAUUGUCUUCGGAUUCUGGGCCUUUGGGGUACGCUGUCCUUUCCUGGGAACUUCCUGUUUUGGUUCUGUUUGAAACUAUUUAGUUUUGUCGCUAUCCGAUCUGUCCCAGAAACCAGAUUUGUACUGCGCAUGUGGGAAACGGACGUCACUUCCUCUCUUCAUAUUUCAAUGCAUUUUACGGCAGUUAGUCGUUACUAUUGUUACUUACCCGAUCCGUACUGCGCAAGUGCAAAUAAAAACUUUAUUUAACGUACUGAUCAAUUUCAGAAACCAGUUGGCGAUGUCACAGGCUAGCUAGCAGGAGGCUCCAGAGCUAAUGCCGAGGCAUUCGCCAGAGCUCCUGCCCAGAACUGUGAGACCUUUUGGGCCACAGAGAGCGCCACCACCUGGUCAAAUUUAUGGUUCUCUGACUUUUCAAAGUAUCAAGGGGGGAUCCUCUGGAGGUGUGUGGCCAUCCAUGGUGCACCCUUCCCAGGCCACAGAGAUCGCCACAACCAAAACUGGUUGUCAAAACUGGGCGCCAUUCUCUUGACAUUUCGGCACUCUGCUUCAGGCGGGGGAAGCACUCCAUUCAGGAGAAAAGUGUGCGGCUGUUAUAAACUGCAGCAUCCGUUCUGACUGAAGCGAGCUCGCUAAUGUCGAAGCUGUCGCAAACCGCGAGGGGCAAAGAAUCACUGAGCUGUCACAAAGAUGGCUCGUAGAGGAAGUGACGUUCGUUUCUCACAUGCGCAAAUCGUGUUUCCGGGAUGGAUCAGGUAGCGACAAGUCUAAUUUGAUUCUGAUACUUUAAAUUUUCCCAGAAACACUCUGCAGCCGCUGACAUCACUUCCUCCCUCUCGGAGGACCAGGUACCUGAAGCUUUCCUGGUCAUGGUGCUGAUCCAGUUUGGUAAGUAAACCUCUGUGUUUGCUUGUCCACCUGUCUCUCUGUCCGUCUGUUUACCUGUCAGUCAGCUCACCUGUCUUCCUGUCCGUCUGCAGGUACCAUGGUGAUUGACAGGGCUCUGUAUUUGAGGAAGACCGUUUUAGGGAAGCUGGUCUUUCAGGUGAUUUUGGUUUUGGGGAUCCACUUCUGGAUGUUCUUCAUCCUUCCAACGGUUACUGAGAGGUAACAGACCAGUUUCUCAGACGUGUCCUCUGACCCUGACUUGUUCUUCUUCAUGUUCCUCUGACUUCCUGUCCUCUGACCCGUCUCAUUCUCUGUCUCCAGGCGCUUUAAUCAGAACCUGGUGGCUCAGCUCUGGUAUUUCGUGAAGUGCGUGUACUUUGGUCUGUCGGCCUAUCAGAUUCGAUCUGGUUACCCGACGCGUGUUCUGGGAAACUUCCUGACGAAGAGCUACAACUACCUGAACCUCUUCCUGUUCCAGGGGUGAGUCUCCACCUAUGACCAACUUCGACUUUAAUCUAACCAGCUGUCCCACUUCCUGUUCAUUCGCCUGUCUGUCCGUCUUCAGGUUUCGUCUGGUCCCCUUCCUGACAGAGCUGCGUGCGGUGAUGGACUGGGUUUGGACGGACACCACGUUGUCUCUGUCCUCUUGGAUCUGUGUUGAAGACGUUUAUGCUCACUGCUUCGUCCUGAAGUGCUGGAGGGAGUCUGAGAAAGUACGAUCCUGUAUUUAAGUGAACGCGGCGCCCUCGGCCUCACGGUCUGGAUCAGUCUGCACGUGUCUGAUGUGUGUUUGUGUUUGUGUGUCUGAUGUGCGUUUGCAGCGGUACCCUCAGCCUCGCGGGCAGAAGAAGAAGCGGGUGGUGAAGUACGGGAUGGGCGGGCUCAUCGUUCUGCUGCUGAUCUGCAUCGUCUGGUUUCCGCUGCUCUUCAUGUCGCUCAUCAAAUCAGUCGCCGGAGUUGUCAACCGACCACUCGACGUCUCUCUGACCAUCACACUGGGAGGUUUCCAGGUAAACUCACCUGUACUGACGUAUCACUGUAGGUUAUAGUUAUAGACUUUAGCUCUUGUCCGGUCUACCUCCGUUUUAAGCGCCCGUUAUUCCUCCAGAGUCUCCGGUAUUUUCUUUGUUUUCUUGCUUGUGUCGGCAGUCGUGGCCAAAGGAGGAUUCAGACAAUUUUCCGAACUUUCUGGUUGGUUUCUACUGUCCGAUAUUGUAGCACGCUAACUUUGUUUGGGCUCCUGAACGACACGGGGGAGCAGCGUCUGCCUCACAACCAAUCAGGUUAGAGGAGGUGGAGAACGGCUUUGUUUACAGUCAGAAAGAGCGGACCGCUCAAAAAUGUUCAAAUGUUGACGACACAGACAGAAGAGAACACAGAGAUAUCGAUAUAUUACCAAAUAAUCAAUAACUAAUAACUAUUGACUGAUAUUAGAAGAGUUUCUGUUUAUAAACCACAAAAUAAGAUGCUUCCUUAAGGGAAUCCUGCCGACCCCACCUUUAAGGUUGCAUUAGUACCUGUAGGACUGUCAGUAGAACUACAGCUGACUCUGCGUUGUUGUUGACAGCCGAUCUUCACCAUGAGCGCUCAGCAGAAUCAGCUCAGAGACCUGGCUGAGGAGGACUUCACCUCCUUUACGACCUCCUACAGCUACACCCCGGUGAGUCCUCUGCAGAACACCAGACCAGUUUGUAGUUCAACGGCAUUAACCCUGUGUCCUUCCUGUCCCAGAGUGCUUUGCAGUUCUUAGAGGCGUAUGGUCCCGAGGAUGUGACAGUGGCGGAGCUGCAGGGCAGCAGUAACUCUUUGUGGACCAUCAGUCCGCCUAGCAGGGAGUACCUGAGCCAGGUGCUGCACCUGGACCACUUCCCCCUCACCCUGUCCUGGACCAUUCAAAGGUCAGCUUUACCUCACCCAUGAACAAUACAACCAUUACAGUGAUACGGUUAGUUAUUGAUUCAGUUAGCAACUUGGUUAGUCAGGAUAUUUGUUGGUCAGACAGUCGGAAAGUUAGGAAAUAAGUGAUUAAUUUAAUUAAUGAAUUAGUUAGCUGGUAGGACUUUGUUAGUUUUCAACUAGCUUUGAGUUUGUAAAUAAGCUACUUAGUAAGUUAGUUAACUAGUUGGUUAGUCAGUUAGGAAGAGUUCAGAUGAGCGGCAGUGAAACUCAUAAUUAUUAUUUUUUAACGAACAGGAACUUGAGUCUGGGGGCGAAGGCGGAGCUUGCGUCAGGUAAACAUGUGACCUACUUGGAUGAUCAGACUCGCCUGGAACUGAUCCAGCUGCUGAAUGGAACCAGGACACUUCCUGUGUGAGUAUAGGGGGGUCAUGGGUCGUGUUUGGCAAAGAGCUUUGGACGGGUCAUGUAAUCAGAAGUGGGCGGAGCAAUGCAGUGAGUGACAGUGGAAAUCUGUCAGCUGAACGGGACAGGAAAUGAGAUGUUCACCUCAUAAAUGGAUCUGGUAGGGAUUGGCAGACAGCGAAAAUCGCCGCUGUUCCAGAUGUGGUGGAAAUUGGGGGUUAGACAGAUGUGUCCGAUAGAGCAUGCACCCUACUUUCCACUUCCUGUAUCGUCAAAAUUUCAGUGUAUUUCUGUCUCGUUGGGCUAAUCAUGUGACCUCUCCUACGUCUCGACUUAAGGCUCAUACAGGAAGUGUUUCCAUGUUUCCUUCGAGCUCCAAGUGACUCCAACGCCAAACCCAUUGAACAGCUGUACACAGGUAACAAACAGCCACACAGCGACAUCUUCAUUCUUCUGUAAAAACAAUGUUUUAUUUUUAUACUCUGGAUGUAAACAGGAAGUUCACCCAUGUGAUGUCGUCUAACAUCUCUCCUCCAAUCAGACGACAGGUACAAAGACAUCUUGCUGGCCUUGGAGCGCACCACCAAUCAGAGCAGAGAGAUUCAGGAGUGGUGGAUCGUGGACCAACCAUUUGCGAGUUUGGUGCCUAUUGGGGGCGGGGUUUCUCCGACUGACAAGAGGGAGGCAGGGCUUCAGCUGCUAGUGUUUAGUGAUAAAGUCAGUCCUCCCAGUCUGGGCUUCCUGGCUGGAUACGGGUACGUGAUGCCUUUAAGUGCCGUCGUAAAUAUGAGUAAUACGAAACAUCAAGUCUGUUCCAGCUAAACUUAACCAAUCUUACCAGGUUAACCAGUAUGUGCAGCUCAUUCAUUGGACGAAAGGGACGCCAAAUUUGACCUAAGCCAAAUGUUGCACACAGGAGCUUUAAUGACCAACUAAACUCUGACUUUAAAUCAAUAUGUGCACAGACUCUCUAUCAGUGUUUAAAAAAUUAACAAUAUUAUUAAAGCUAAAAGACCUCUCCUGCCGAUUUUCUUCUUUUUUCUUUUGGCGUCCUGCCCCGCAGCAUCAUGGGAUUGUACGCCUCCGUGGUGUUGGUGAUCGGGAAGUUUGUCCGAGAGUUCUUCAGCGGGAUCAGCCACUCCAUCAUGUUCGAGGAGCUGCCCUGCGUCGACCGAAUCCUCAAACUCUGCACCGACAUCUUCCUGGUACGAACUUUACUAACGUGACAGCAUCAGGUGUGGCCCCGCCCACAACACACCUGGUCACAAUGUUAGAGAGAAGUGACGAUCAGGCUGUUAUAUUACCGACUUGUUAUCAUACUGUAAUCUGAUUGGCUCUCAUGCAGUGAUGUGAUUGGCUCUUUUCUGUACAGGUGAGAGAGACAGGUGAGCUGGAGUUGGAGGAGGAGCUUUAUGCCAAAUUGAUCUUCUUGUAUCGAUCACCUGAGACCCUGAUCAAGUGGACCCGACGAUGACAUCACCUGUUGUGACCUCAUCAGGUGUUCUCAUUUUCAGACUCUUAUUUUGAAAAGUUUUGAACCAAAAGGAAAUGCUGGACAACAUUACCUGUUUGUUCGCCGGCCAACCGGAGCAGCUGGUAGGCGGAGCUUACCUUUCACUGUGUUGUGAGGACGUUACAGAGCGAGUUUGUGGUGUGUGAUUAAAGGGACUUAUCCUGGAAAAACCUGGAACUCUUCAUGAUGAAGCUGCUUGAGAAGUCCUGGAAAACCUGG
This is a messenger RNA of Xyrichtys novacula (pearly razorfish), 28482 nucleotides long. Lineage: Eukaryota; Metazoa; Chordata; Actinopteri; Labriformes; Labridae. The record is from the annotation of a GenBank genome assembly.